AUGACUGAGUAUAAAGGACUAAUCAGUCCGUCCACGUCGAUUGGCGGCGACAACAACACAUGUUCAACAUCGCCAGCCAACUCGGAAACAUCCAUCCCCUCAAGGAAAUACUUCUUCCCCUCCAGCCAACCAGAACCCUCAACCUCGGCCGCUCCCACCACAUCGACCGGUAUAUUUGGGAUUCGCAAAAAGACGAGUAUGCAGUACGGCGGAACGGCCCGGAAAACCAGUAUCGGCGUGAUAGGCCGUUCGUGCAGUUCGGGCACGUCGAAACAAGGAAACGAGGAGUCGCCGAAGCGGAAAAAGUCGAUUGCCGCCACAGGUGCUGCGGCCAAAAAAACCAUGCGGAAGCGGUUCUCACAGGCCAAAUUGGCAUUAAGGAAAAUCUCGCACUCCUCCACCCACUCCUCGCACCGUUGCGGCUCCAACACCUCCAUGAGUCCCAUAUCAAUGUUAGAAUCCCCGACAGAUAAACGAUCCUUAGACUCACCAUCAGUCUCGGCAGCUCAUGACAUCUCCCCUUCGAAUUCAUUAGGUGCGCCUGAUGAAAACACAGCUCCAGUCCAUAAGAAGGGCUUCUUCUUCCCCAAAUUCCGAAAACUGUCGUCUACUACACCGCCGCUGCCUGGAAGUAGCCUCAUUCCGAGCAUCGCGGCCCUCAAAAAAACCUCUCGGCCCAAGCCUUUCAUGGGACCCGGAACAAAGGUAAAGUUAUCUUACAUUCAUACGCAAUAUCGGCUUUUACCGUCCCCAAAACAAAGUAACUUGGUGUAGUUUACAUUAAAACGCAAAGUUAUGGUUUAGUUUUGAUGACAUGUUACUUUGUUUCAGGGGUUGGAUGGGGUAAUUUUAGUGUUUUAGAUUAAUAUAACUAUUUUUCAACCAAAAAAUCAUUUUUAUGACCGCAAUUUUUAAUUUUUUUUUGAAGUGCAGAAACAUAAAGAUCAUUUAGAAAAAAUUUUUAAUGUUAACGUAUAUAUUUCUACAGACUCUGACCCGAAAAUCAAAAAAAAGUUAACUUUUCUCUAAGGUUAUAUAUCUAAAACACUACUAUUACUUAUAUUUUUAACUAUACAUUAAUAUAUAAAAGUCAAAACGUGCCUGUACCUUUAUAUAUCAACGUAUUAACCAUCUAUGCUUCUAUAUAAACUGCCCUAAACCCAAUGCAUCAGACACAAAAGUCCAAACUCGUUUGUGUUUGUUGAAUGCAUUACGUUUUAACACGCAGUAUAUAACAUAAUGCCUGUUUAAUAGUCAAAGUAAACAAUGUUUAACCGAGUGUUUUCCAGAUCACGGUCUCCCUCAACGUCCAGCCGUUCUCGCAUACAUUCAGAAGGCAACGAAGAUGGGAAGAGGCGUCGUAAGUCAAGAGGAUCGAUUAUACCUAGUAGUGAUGACCACAAUGAUCUUGUCAACUUUGCCUUUGACUCGAGACGAAGCUCCAAAGGUCUGCCUGAUCCCGAUCGUCUAGACCUCGAGAACACCUGUCUACAUUGCUCACUGGGUACCGAAUACAGAAGGAAUCGGCUUCGAUUGGAGAUUGAAACCGCGGUGAAGCGACUGGCCAAAAGACUCGGGAAUAGGGCCACAAAUUGGCCGAGAAGUGACGAAACAACGACUACAUUAACUAACAGUACAGUGUCUGUGAACACGCCACAAAGUCCGACCUACGCUCAGGCUGAACAACUGCGGAGGACGAUGGGAACGCCCGACAUCGUCGUAUCUUCCAUCAGUUCGGACGAAGAGAACGACAAACGAAAUACGAGCAGUGAGAUGUGCUCGAGCUAUCCGACAAGUGGCGAAACAAGGUAAGGAGGAUUAGUUUUUGGCAGUAUAAGUUAUUCUGGAAGGCAGUAAAAACUAUUUUUAACGUUUAAAGGAAGAAGAGGUUUUAUUUAUAGAAAAAAAAAUAAUUUUAAGGCAUGUGCAAUAUAAAAAGAAAACCGUUAUUGUUUCAAAAAUCAACUAUGAAGCCGACAAAGUUCAGUAUAAAGACAUUUUUCUUAUCUUUUCAGCCUAAGAUUUAAAACUUUUGAAAAUAAAGUCUGCCUAAAAUAAUGACGUCAUUCCAGCUCCGCCUGCACAACCGCCUCCCCAAGCCCCCUAGCCCUUCGCAGCAAGAACGACGUCUUCUUCACGGUCGAUUCAACUCAACCAGCAGCCGAAGAUGCUGAUAAUGAAACCGACAAGUCCCCCAUCUCGUCCCAUCCUCCACUUCAAGCCAUGGACACUCUAAAACCUCCAGGAUUCUGUCAAAACAGUAAUCUUCUCAGUCCAACAGAUGCCUCGGCUAGUCCGCCACGAAGUAACAGUGUAGAUUUGUCGACACUACGACGAGAUAUUGAGUUAUGGAGCAUAAGUUCGGGUGAUGUCAGUGAAAACGGGUCGGAUACGGGAGAGUUGGAUCCUGCUACACCAGCUGAAAGUGUUAAGACAACAAGAUCGAGGUCACAUGACCCUACACAAAGUCCUGAUCAUCUACUACGGAGGCCAAGCCGAAUCGAACAUUUAAGCGAAAUAUUUAGGUAUCACGGUGGUGGAGUCACGUUGUUAUUGUGAUAAUAAUAACGUUAAUAGAGUGUUAUUUAUAACAAUAACGAUAACAAAAAUAUAACUAACGACUAUAAUAUUAACAUAUGUACCUAAAAAAUACCUUUCAUACACUACCAUACUUUUUCCUUACUAAAUAGACCUUUUUGAAAAAGUUAGAGGACAAACAAUAUUAUACUUGAUAGUCUAGACAAAACUGUUAGAGUAGAGAACGAGUCAUAAUCUGAUAUCCUUAUGACAACAAAGCUGAUAAUCAUAAUCCCCUUUUUGCACACAAUAAUUAGCAUUUUAGUACAAUAAGUCACGUAUAACAAUAACUCGGUUAUGACAAUAUAAGACAAAAAAACGUUUUAAAAACUUACAAAUUUAGUAUUUUAGGUAAUGUAAAACAAAACUUAAAGAUUGUAAGCUAAUUUUGAAGAGUUUAACAUCAAAAUCUCGGUUAGAAAUUGUCGUUUUAAUGCCAAUUUGGUAACAAAAUAUUAAAAAUCUUGUGUUUUUCCUCAAAAUUAAGUAAAACUUGAGGAAAUUGAUAAAAAAAAACAUGGCAAAACUUACAACUAAAAGAUCUAAAAAUUAAAAUCCAACUAAAAUAAUAUCGUAUUUUUUCAGAAAAGCCUUGGCCAAGUCGCCGGUCGUCAAAAGAGCCACAGCUUUACAAGAUAAUGAACAAAAAAGCGUCUCCAAACACCGAACAAGCAGAUAUUGGCUGGAUGAUAACGUAAAUUAAUAUUUUUAUAAUUUAUAAGUUUAGUAUUUUAUAUCCUGAACGUUUUUAUAAAGAAAAAUAACCAAAAGCCCCAAAAAGAACAGUAAGGACCAAAAACGGCAAGAAUAAGACAGAAAUUUUGGGCGCAGACUUCAAAACACGAUUUGCAGCCUGCGCUCUUGAUAUUGUUAUUGUCAAAGUUAUUUUCGAACAAUAUAAAGUUUCAUAAUAAAAAUACUGUUAUUUAUUAAAAAUUUAAACAUAUUUUCAAAGUUUAAACACCACUUAAUUGCAAAACUUGACAAUUUGACAAACCUUUUUAAAAAUUCAUUGCUUUUUCAGUUGAUGGCCGCUGAACAUAUCUGGAUUCCUUCGAGUGGGCCUGGAAGUGCCUCAACUUCAACGGAUACUGAAUGUUAUAUUGGGGAGAAGGACUGUGAGAAAGUCGGAGAGAAAAGACGUUGUGCAGCUUGUCAUAUUGUUGCUCAUACAGCUUGUUUUCCGCUUUUGGCCAAGGUAAGGCGAUCAUGGAUAAUAUAAAUUUAGUUUUUUGAUUUUAGGCUCAAAAUUGGGUUUUAUAUGUUACGAAGGCACUAAUUAUGAUUUAUUUUAUUAGUUUAAUUUUCUAAAUUUUUUUGGUUGCACUGUGCAAUAUUUUAAAUAUUUUUGAAUUGUGCCAUCAAGAUUUUAAAAAUUAAAAAAUAUUCUAAAAAUAAAUUAUUUAAAAUUUGUUUUUGUGAACUUAAAAAUGUAGAUUAAGCUUUUUGUUUUUACAGGACAUCUGAUAUUUGUUGUCUUACAGUCAUGCAUCUGUAUCCAUAUUACACAUAAAUAAGCAUGCUUACAAAACAAGUCAAAUCUUACAGUAUUUUUUGCAAAAAUAGUUUUUAUAUGACAUAAUGAACUAAUUGGACAAUUUUUUAAAAAUUUACCGUUUAAGACAUUCGAAAAAUUUGAAAAAAGCUAGGUUUUCACGGUGCAGUCAUUUUUUGCAUCUUCUUAAAUAACUAAAUAAUAAAAAAUGUUUUAACUUCAUAACUAAUUUUUUAGAUGAACUUGGUAUGCAAAACCACCUUCCGUGAUUCAGCAUUAAAGCGGAAUCCGUCGAAGGACAUUUGGGAUUCAUUGACGAAACAUCAUUGGGUUCAUCGAUGGAAAAUGGAAGGCAGAUGUCAACAAUGUCACAAAAGUUUCCAACAGAAAAUGUUUAGAGAGAAGGCAAGUGGUGUGAACUUAUUUUUUGUUACAAACUGGGAGAAGGGGAAAAAAUUGAAGAUAGUUUAGGGUUUUUUUCAGAGACAAACAACUUCAGAGAUCAGGUUGGUAAAAAAAUGGUUUUUUUGGUGUUUUUAUAUAAAAUACGCAUAAUCUACACUGUUGGUUUAUGAUUUUAAAAUUUAACUUUAAAAACUUAAUUUUAAUAUUGCCCAAUCUCAAACUUAAAUUUUCAGGAAGUAAUAGCCAUUACCUGUUCAUGGUGCAAACUCUCUUAUCACAACAAGCGCUCCUGCUUUUCAUUGACUCGAUUCGAGGAGAAAUGUGAUCGUGGAGCUCUGCGUGAUAUGAUUCUACCUCCAAGUUGGCUUCUACGGCUGUCACAUCAAAGGAAACGGCACGGUAAAGCGACUAAGAAACCCGCGCGACGAAAGUAUCGACCGUUUAUCGUGAAGCCGAUGGAUGCGUCAAUAGCUGGGCCUUCUCAACCGCUACUGGUGUUUGUGAAUCCGAAGAGUGGAGGCAACAAAGGAUCGAAGGCUUUGCACACAUUGUGCUGGCUUCUGAAUCCGCGACAAGUCUUUGACAUUACUGCGUUGAAAGGGCCGAAAUACGGGUAAAGUUGAGGUGGAAAUGGCGGUUUUCUGGGCCUUUAAUCACAUUUUUAAUAUUAUGUUUUUAAAAAUUUUUAAAAUUUUGAUUUGCUGCAGGUUCUACAGUAUCUUUUUUACUAGUUAGGUAAUAAAUUGGGUCUCUACAAUACCUUAAAAACAUUUAAAAUUAUUAAAAACUUUACUCUUUCUUUAAUAUUAUCAUACUUUCAGGUUGGAAAUGUUCCGCAAAGUAGGUACCCAGCUGAGAAUCCUCGUGUGUGGCGGUGAUGGUACCGUAGGAUGGGUACUGUCAACCCUAGACCAACUUAACUGGGCAGCCUACCCUCCGAUGGCACUAAUGCCCCUAGGCACUGGUAAUGACUUGUCCAGAUGUAUGGGAUGGGGUGGAAUGUUCAGCGACGAACCGUUGGCCGAACUUCUGAAUGCCGUGAUUCAUGAGACUAGUGUAACAUAUCUAGAUCGGUGGAAGUUGGAUGUGACGCCCAAUAACAAUCAAAACGUGUCGGACACUUCGAGUCACGAUGAUCCUGCUUUGAGUGAUGCUGUUACUUCAUCGUUACCUUUGACUGUGAUGAAUAACUACUUUAGUAUCGGGGCUGAUGCUCAUGUUGCACUACAGUUUCAUCAUUCUAGAAGUGAGUUGGUUGCUCUAGAAAUUUUGAAAACCAUUUUUUAAUUGUUGACUUUUUUGUAACAAAGUGUCAAACGGAAACUAUGACGAAGUGUUACAACUUUUAUUGGAAUUUUUCUUUUUACUUCAAAAUAUUUAAUAACCAAGGUAAAUCAGGGUAAAGUACGAUGUUACUUUUUCAAACUUAUAUUUAGGUGCCAACCCCUCAAUGUUAAACUCCCGCUUUAAAAACCGUAUAGCCUAUGGUGGUCUCGGAACGAUAGAUUUGUUCAAGAGGACAUGGAAGGAUCUGUCCGAGUUUAUCACAAUCGAAUGUGAUGGAGUUGACAUUACUCACAAGAUUAGAGAGUUCAAGUUUCAUUGUGUUUUGUUCCACAAUAUCUCGUACUAUGCUGGCGGGACAAUACCGUGGGGUAGUGAUUCGAACGAGGAAUGGCUGAAACCGUCAAGUUGUGAUGGCAAAAUCGAAGUUCUGGGGUUUACUACUGCUACUUUGGUAUGUUGUGAUAGGGUUUUUUAUAAAGGUUUAAAAUUUAAAGUUUUUUGGUUGGGCGUGGUAAUUAUAAAAAAAUAUGUUGUUAUAGAUGUUAAAAGUCAUAUUAUUUUUGAUAGUAAAAGUUAUAUUAUUGUAGGCAGCUUUGCAAAUGGGUGGGAAAGGCGAAAGAAUAGCUCAAUGCUCCAAGGUAAGAGUAGUUACUUUGAAGCCAAUUCCAAUGCAAGUUGAUGGAGAACCUUGUCUGUUGGCACCUUCUAUCAUACGAAUGAACUUCCACAGCAAGGUAAGGCCAUUUGAGUGUUAUUUUCUUGAAACGUGGAGUAGGUUACGGUAAGGGCUGGGUAGCAGAGGUAAAGUAGGAUAGUGUACGGUAAAAGUAGGGUAUUAAAAGUAACGUACGAUAAGGUAUUUCAGAGGUACGGUAGGUAGUUUAGGUCAAAAUGAGAUACGGUACGGUAAGUUUUGGAUAGAGUAGAGUAGUUUAAGGGUAAUGUAGUAUAGGGCAGGACAAGACAAGGCAGUAUACGGUAAGGUAUAGUAGGAUAGGGUAGCGUAGGAUACAGUAACGUAUAUAUAGUAGAAACAUAAAUUAAUUCAAAAACUUUCACUUCAGGUACCAAUGCUGAAACGUGACAAAAAGGUGGUGUGCACGCCGGCGGUGUCGCGCAAGGCCGUCCGCAAUUCAAGAUCGGGUCUGGAUUCGGCGGCCACCAGCACUUCCGUCUUCAUGCACGUACCAGUUAUAGUGGUCGGUCGUCAUGAUUACGACAUGUACAGGGACUCAAUCGACCGGUUGAAAGACACUGGCUUUGAGAUCGGCGUUAUCAGUCUGGAAGCGGAGACAGAGCUAAACUCGGCUAGAGGAACGAUUCAGAAGCUGCUUGGAGAACAUCCAAUGCUACCGUACGAACCGGGACCAGACUGGCGGUUUUUGGAUUGUAAGUUGGGAGCUUUUUCAAUAGGAUAGGGGGAGGAGGAUGAGAUAUUAUAAGAGAAAGGAAUUGUGAGGUGAAGUAGGGUACUGUAAAAGGGCCAGCGGUAUGAUCGGUAGGAUUAAGAGGUCAGGGUUACGGUCGGGUAGGGGUAUACUUAAACCAACUUCAAAACUAACCCCAAAUGCUAUUCCAGACGUUACCAACUCGGAGGAAGGCACCUUCCGCAUCUCUCGCCACCAAGAACACAAUCACACGAUAUCAGAUGUGUGUAACCUCGACGAAUGUAUCAUACUUCUGGACGAUGCCUUCCCUUCAAUGACGGCUCGAUCGUCGGCCAUUGGACACGAUCUUGUCUUCACGCCUUCCAAGUAAACAAAGCUUUGUGUAGUCAUGUUGUACGUGUUAUCGGUGUAUACCUCUAGUUGAUGUAGAUAUAUGUUAACCACAAAAAAAAUAUUUUUAUCAGUUAAUUUUUAUUUUUUAAAGCUUUUUUUUACUUUUUUUCGUUCAAUUUGCCUAUUUUUUGAACUUAUUGAAAUUUUUUGGCGGUCAAAACGAAAAUAUAUUUUGCAACCUGAGCUUUCUCGGGCGCAGCUUGAUUUUCCAUACAUUGACAAUUUUUUUAAAUUUAAAAUUUUUUGGCUGUUGAUUCAAGUUUAUAGGGUAAACAGUAACAUCUUAUCUAUAUGGUUAUUUAUAUCAAACUUAAACUUACCGUUGUGUAGUCUUGUCCUUGUUGUAGACUUGUGUUUGUAUUGUCCUUAACUUUAUAAACUUUACAUUUCUGUUUCUAAAAUGUAAUUUUAAAGCUAUAAAUAUUGUGAUUGUCCUUAUGGUGAAUAAAAGUAAAAUUCAAACGUAAAUUUUACAGUGUUUUCAGAGUUACAGUCCCCACAACGAUCUCGUACGAUCCUGGGUGAGUUUGCUUUGUAAAAUACGAGAUUUAAAUGCAUUACUUAACGAGUUACUUCUAAUAAACUAAAGUGGAAUAGGCCUAAAAUUAAUUUAAAGAACAUAGUUAUUAAAAAUUUUUAAAAACGGGCAAUAUGGCUUUAAUUUUCAGAAAACCGGUUGUCCCCAACGCUCUUUCCCAACGCCGAAUCAGUGAGACCUUGAGGAUCGUGCUGAGCAGCGAUGCUCAAGAGACCCAUCUCUAA
Messenger RNA from Bursaphelenchus okinawaensis, 8307 nucleotides. The record is from the annotation of a GenBank genome assembly. Lineage: Eukaryota; Metazoa; Nematoda; Chromadorea; Rhabditida; Aphelenchoididae.